AUUAACCUGCCUGUGUACGACGGGUUGAGGAAGGGACCGUCGAAGAGGAUAGCCAUGAAGUGGAUACGGUUCUCGCUCCUGGUUUUGGGGGUGUUUUCCCUCUGCUGUGCUACGGCUGGUGACAGCAGCGGCAUAAAGAAAAUGAAGAUGCAGUUUGCCACGGGACCUCUUCUCAAGUUUCAAAUCUGCAUUUCCUGAGGAUACAAGCGGGUGUUUGAGGAGUACACGCAGGCCUUGUACCAGCGGUACCCAGACAUCCGCAUUGAAGGGGAGAACUAUCUUCCUAUUCCCAUCUAUCGACACAUUGCUUCCUUCCUGUCUGUUUUCAAACUGCUGGUGAUUGGGCUGAUUAUCAUCGGCAGGGACCCGUUCGCUCUCUUUGGUAUGCAAGCCCCCGGAAUGUGGGAAUGGGGCCAAGGAAAUAAGAUUUAUGCCUGCAUGAUGGUGUUCUUCCUCAGCAACAUGAUUGAAAACCAGUUAAUGUCAACGGGAGCGUUUGAAAUCACAUUAAAUGAUGUACCAGUGUGGUCCAAAUUGGAGUCAGGUCACCUGCCCUCCAUGCAGCAGCUUGUGCAAAUCCUGGAUAAUGAAAUGAAGAUGAACGUUCACAUGAACACAAGGCACCACCACCAUUCAUAACCUUACUGUUCAAUUCCUAGCUGAAGCUAAAAGCCCCUCCCUGUUUGAGGUGGGUUUCUCACUGGGCUGUGAGGUGAUGUUUAUGAACGUCUGCGCUGAAGGCAGGAACACUGCUAGCACAGACUGGAUGUCCCCAUCACUCUUCACUGCGCCCCUUAGAGAUGACCCGCCCCUGACGCCAGAGUGGGAUCCAUGGCAACAGUGCUGGCCAUUUUGUCAUUUUCUUGUACUAUUCAUACUACUACAGAGUUCAUCCAGGUGAUAUUAGUGAGCCCAUAAGGAGAGAGUUAACAUUGGUUCUUGUAGUCUUUAACUAUUUGAAUAUAAUUUGAUCUCUGUGGAAAAAAAGAAACAAUGUGUCAUUUGUACCACUGAGCCAUAUGUAGAAAUUUGUUUAUCAAGUAGUUUACCGUGUAGAAAUUUGCAGCACUUAAAAGUCUGUCAUCACUGUUGUGAAAAUAACAUUGGGAACCUGUUGGUAUGAUUUCUGAAUUUUUAUAUUUACAAACCUUGGAGGAAGCUAAGAAGAUUAAUAAAACAUAUUGUUAACUAUUUAACUCUGAAACUGCUGUGUGGUGUUGAGUUGACAUACUGAUGUGGUGUUAAGUUAAAUGGCUAACGCAUCUGUUGUCAUCAGGCUUAUAGUUUACUGUGGGUAUACUAUGCAAUGGUAUGAAAUAUCUGGAGUAACAACCUGAUUAUUAAGUCUUCGGGAAGCUCUACACUGAUUUUAUAUUACAAGGCAAAAGAGAGGAGAAAUUAAAAAAACAAAACUACAAGACCAGCCUAAAAAAUACAGUGUGGUUAAUGUGCAACAGAUGACUUUAUUUAGACAAUGAGUAAUGAAAGUCAUUUAUUGGGUUAAUUCUAUAACACCUUUACUUGAUAUUCUCUUUGUAAAACCGGGUUCCAUUUAAAUUGAAUUUAAAAUAAAGGUAAGUCUGGCCUUAAAAAUGAGAAAAUACUGAUUCAGCCAAGCAUGCUAUAAGGAUUAUCUCUAUAUAUUAAAAUAUCGACAUGCUGGCACUCAGGUGCUAGUACAUAAAAUGUUUGGUGUUUUUUUUUUUGUUUGUUUGUUUGUUUAUUUGUUUUCCCUUUAGGUGAUAUAGUUUUCUGGUAACUAAAGUCAAAAAAUGAGACAUGCAAAAUGUUUUUCCAGCCUUUUUUUUUUCUUUCUGUAAAUAAAUGUCAAGUCACUGUCA
Messenger RNA from Pelmatolapia mariae (spotted tilapia), 1841 nucleotides. It is a transcript of the gene selenot1a, whose product is annotated as selenoprotein T, 1a. The transcript is spliced from 6 exons. Gene Ontology annotation, cellular component: endoplasmic reticulum membrane. NCBI's taxonomy places the organism in Eukaryota, Metazoa, Chordata, Actinopteri, Cichliformes, Cichlidae. Gene Ontology annotation, molecular function: thioredoxin-disulfide reductase (NADPH) activity. Gene Ontology annotation, biological process: cell redox homeostasis. The record is from RefSeq and is a predicted model, not a curated record.